UAAGUUUUGAAACGCCGGCGAAGAGAAGAGAAGCGAAGCAACUUCUUCAAACAAACCCUAGCUCCGGUGGAGAUUAUAGAGAAAAACGCAAUGUCUGGGUUUUCGUUUGGUCAAUCGAACACCGGUGGAGGAGGAUCCUUGUUCGGAUCUUCCUCCGUAGCAAGCUCCUCGUCUGCUUCAUCCACCUCAUCUCCGUUAGCUUUCUCCUUCAAUCAAUCCACCGGAUUUGGAUUCGGAGCCAACGCAUCGGCUCCCGCUUCCUCAACGACUCCAUCGUUCGGAUUUGGAGCCUCCGCAUCGGCUCCUACUUCCUCCGCGACUCCAUCGUUCGGAUUUGGAGCCUCCGCAUCGGCUCCUGCUUCCUCCGCAACUCCAUCGUUUGGAUUUGGAGCCAGCGCACCGGCUCCUACUUCCUCCGCAGCUCCAUCGUUUGGAUUUGGAGCUUCCGCCACUGCAUCGGGUCCUGCUGCAUCCACAACUCCAUCGUUUGGAUUCGGAGCCACCGCACCCACGGCAUCGACUCCUGCUUCCUCCGCAGCUCCGUCAUUUGGAUUCGGAGCCCCCGCAUCCACCGGAUUCGGGUUCGGAUCCUCUGCUGCGUCUUCGUCUGGUUCUGCUCCCUCACUGUUUGGAUCCUCUACCAAUGCUUCCGCGGCUUCUCCUGGCUCUUCUCCUUUCGGAUUCGUAACUUCAUCGGCUUCUCAGCCUGGUGCUUCUUCUUCUGCGACUGUUUCAGCACCAUCUCCGUUCGGAGCGCCAGCGCCAGCCAGUGGUUCAACAUCCCUCUUUGGAUCUUCCUCGUCUUUAUUCUCCGCUCCUUCCUCUGCGGCCAGCUCGAGUUCUCCUCUCUUCGGGACUUCCUCAUCGGCCCCUGGCUCAACCGCUUCUCUUUUCGGCGCACAAUCUUCAGCCACCGCCUCCACACCUUCCCCUUUCGGCGCUGCGGCACCGUCCUCAUCAGCCUCUGGCUCCUCACCGUCAAUCUUCGGCGGGGCGGCUGGGUCCUCAGCCUCUGGCUCCUCUCCUUCAACCUUUGGCGGGGCGGCAGCGUCAUCAGCCUCUGGCUCCUCUCCUUCAAUCUUUGGUGCGGCUGCGUCCUCAGCUUCUGGUUCCUCACCAUCCAUCUUUGGAGCCACCGGUUCAUCUCAGUCCAUGUUCGGAUCAUCUACUACGUCAGCCAGUUCAACACUGUCUCUCUUCGCAUCGUCCUUGUCAGGCGCAGCAGCAGCUUCUUCACCAUCCCCAUUUGGAUUUUCCACCGUCACUUCCUCCUCCACAACAACCAAUCCCUCUCCCGCCUCGGCUUCUACCGGACUCUCUUUCUUGAAAAGCACAGGAAUCUCAACCACCACUGCUACCUCCGCUUCUGCUCCUUCACAAUCAUCAUCUUCCUCCUUCUCAUUUGCUACACCCGCAAGUUCAGGCUUUCAAUCUUCUACGGGGUUUAACCUUUCAACCGCAAGCUCAGCUCCUCCAUCCACCACAUCCCCAGCAUUGUUCUCUACUGCAACCACCACCACCACGUCCUUUUCGACUCCCGCUGCCAUUAGUGCACCAUCUUCCUCAGCUGCAGCUUCUACAACGACGUUCCCUUCUUUUGGUGUGGGCUCAUCUGCAGCCAACACUACUACGGCUACUUCCCCUGCUCCAGCAUUUGGUUUUACCAGCUCGAGUUCUGCUGCUGCUGCAACUACUACUUUUGCUGUACCCCAGGCAGCAUCAACUACUGCUACUACGACGCAGACAUCACUUGUUGUGGCUUCGACUAGUGGGACAAGCACAACAACUGUUGCAGCUCCACUGGCUGGUGCUCCCAAAUUGCCAUCUGAAAUAACUGGCAAAACUGUUGAGGAGAUUAUCAAGGAGUGGAAUACUGAGCUAGAAGAGCGUACAGGGAGAUUCCGGAAACAGGCAAAUGCAAUAGCUGAAUGGGAUAAGCGGAUCCUGCAGAACCGUGAUGUUCUAUUGAGGCUUGAGAUUGAAGUUGCAAAAGUGGUUGAAACACAGUCUAGUUUGGAAAGACAGCUGGAAUUAAUCGACACUCAUCAACAAGAGGUUGACAAAGCUUUGAAAAGCAUGGAGGAGGAGGCUGAGCGUAUAUAUAAUGACGAGCGCAAAUCGCUUCUUGACGACGAAGCAGCAUCAACAAGAGAUGCGAUGUAUGAACAGUCUGAGCUUGUGGAACGAGAACUGGAGCAUAUGACUGAACAAAUCAGAUCGAUAAUUCAAUCCGUAAAUGCAAACCAGGGUGGAGAACUAGAAGCAGUUGAUGGGAUGAAUCCAUUGGAUGUAGUAGUGAGGAUCUUGAACAAUCAACUCAGUUCCUUGAUGUGGAUUGAUGAGAAAGCAGAGGAGUUCUCAUCUCGGAUUCAAAAGAUCGCAUCUCAGGGCUCUGGUGGAGACCGUGAACUGAUGAUGGCUCCAAAGCACUGGAUGUCUUGAUACAAAAUUUCCAUGAAAAUGUCUUUUUUUUUUGUAGCAGAGAUGUCUGAUCCGAUCCGAUCCUCACUACUACACCAACCUUGAAGAUUGUUUACCUUUUGUAUCAUUUGGAAUUUGGAUAUUGAUAGGGUCAUGUUUGAAACUCUUUUAUCUUUCAUGGUUUGUUGUUGUUAUCAGCUUUUUCAUGAACAUUGAAUUUGAACC
Raphanus sativus (radish) is the source of this 2646-nucleotide messenger RNA. Its product is annotated as nuclear pore complex protein NUP62. The record is from RefSeq and is a predicted model, not a curated record. Lineage: Eukaryota; Viridiplantae; Streptophyta; Magnoliopsida; Brassicales; Brassicaceae. The coding region runs from base 91 to 2442 and encodes 783 amino acids. Gene Ontology annotation, molecular function: structural constituent of nuclear pore; phospholipid binding. Gene Ontology annotation, biological process: RNA export from nucleus; protein import into nucleus. The transcript has 8 exons. Gene Ontology annotation, cellular component: nuclear pore central transport channel; nuclear pore.